GGUAGACAGAUGAACAAAAUUAAUUUGAAUUAAGAAGCACAAAUGCAAAUUGAAAUUUCACCCUGACAGACGGCAACCUUGUGCAUUUAAUCAGCUGAUAUUGAAGAAUUUUUUUUUCUGUAAUCGCCAAGUGAAAAUGGAUAGAAGAAAAAUUUUGUUAUUGACAGCUAUUCUGUUCGUAAAAAAUCAAGUUUUAUUUUGUGAAAAAAUUCAGUUACUAUUACUUAAAUUAAUAAAUAAUAGGGCGCAAAUAAAUUCUAUUUUGAGCAGUCACGCGAUCCUACGAGCCAGGAUUGCAAAUGCCCAGUCCGACGUACGGCGGAUCUGGAAAUUCGACCGCAGUAGCAGAUUUUGGGAGCACGAUGUCCGUGCAAUGGACGACGCAAGAUUCAGAGAAAACUUUCGUCUCGAUAGGAGGGCUUUUCAAAAAGUGUGCGAAAAAGUACGAAACAUGGAGAAAAUUGAUAGCAACCUGAGGCGUUGUAUUCCACUCGAAAAGAGGGUGGCUAUCGCACUUUUCUCAUUGGGUUCUGCAGCAGAGUAUAGAACCGUUUCUAGUUUAUUUGGAGUUGGCCGAAGUACUGUUGGUGAAAUUGUUCUGGAUUUUUGCCACUCAGUUUGCGAUAAUUUUGCGGAUUGCAUUAAUACAUACCCCCCAAAUCAACAAGAAAUCAAAAGAAUCGUAGACGGUUUCGCAGUCCUAGGGUUUCCGCAAUGCUUUGGAGCUGUAGAUGGAUGUCACAUUGAAGUGCAGCCAAGAAAGGAGGAUGCCGUAGAUUACCACAAUUACAAAGGAUGGUAUUCCGUGGUUUUAUUGGCAAGCUGUGAUCACAGGUCAAAAUUUACGUAUAUUAACAUUGGAUCUACUGGAAGAAAUAAUGACUCUUACAUAUUUGAAAAAAGUUCAUUAAAACAAUUUCAUGAAAGCGCAGACAUUUUCGUACAAAAUAGCGAGCUUAUUGGCGGAUUCAAUAUACCUGUGCUACUUAUGGGCGAUUCGGCCUUUCGGUUAUCGCGCCACAUGAUGAAACCAUAUCCAUAUGUAGCUAACCAACCAGCUGCUGAAAAACUCUUUAACUAUCGCCUGUCCAAAUGUCGGCGUGUGAUCGAAAAUGCUUUCGGCCAGCUGAAGGCUCGUUUCCGAAAAAUAGGGAGAGGCUUACAAGUAGCACCUAAAAAUGUUAACGUUAUAAUACAGGCCUGCUGUAUUUUACACAAUUUUUUUAAAACUUGAGAACGAUGAAGUUUCUUCCGUCUGGAUGCAGGAUGCAGCAGAAUACGGAUCAGCAAGGAAUCAACCUAAUCACACAACAAGAGUUGGU
This is a messenger RNA of Rhagoletis pomonella (apple maggot), 1322 nucleotides long. RefSeq names its product putative nuclease HARBI1. The record is from RefSeq and is a predicted model, not a curated record. Lineage: Eukaryota; Metazoa; Arthropoda; Insecta; Diptera; Tephritidae. The transcript has 3 exons. Bases 137 to 1234 code for a protein of 365 amino acids.